This is a messenger RNA of Cladophialophora psammophila CBS 110553, 1356 nucleotides long. RefSeq lists its product as uncharacterized. The record is from RefSeq and is a predicted model, not a curated record. The transcript has a single exon. Lineage: Eukaryota; Fungi; Ascomycota; Eurotiomycetes; Chaetothyriales; Herpotrichiellaceae. Gene Ontology annotation, biological process: response to antibiotic. Bases 1 to 1356 code for a protein of 451 amino acids.
AUGUCUAGCACAUCCACACUGGCCCAAGUCAUGCGGCGUGCCGCAAAGGCACUACCACCAAUCAACUCGACCAGUUUCGGCGAAUCUUUCGACUGGCUAGGCCAAUCGAAGGUGGUCCUCCUGGGCGACGGUAGCCAUGGCACAUCAGAAUUCUAUGCUGCUCGCGCAGAAAUCACUAAGCGACUCAUCAAGGAGCAUGGAUUCAAGUGUGUGGCGCUCGAGGCGGAUUGGCCUGACGCAGAGGCAAUUGAUGCUUACGUGCGACGGUGGCCAGGCCAGCAUCCUGAUCCGGUGCAGGCAGCCAGGGAUAAGGAAGCCCCUUUUCAACGGUUCCCAACGUGGAUGUGGAGAAAUCGCGAAAUGCAGGAUUUGGUUCAUUGGAUGAGGGACUAUAACGAAGGUUUACCUGCGAAAGACAAGGCUGGCGUGUAUGGAUUGGAUUUAUACUCGAUGGGAUCGAGCAUGAGUGCUGUCAUUCGGUACCUACAGAACAUCGAUCCGGAAAUGGCUAAAGAGGCCAAAGAACGAUAUGCUGGACUGCAACGUUGGGUAAACAGGGAACACCAAUACGGACGCAAGAUGCUCCAGAGCAAAUACAUGGAGAACUUGAAGUCUUGUGAGGAAGAUGUCAUCAAAAUGCUCCUGGGAUUGCUGCGCAAAAGGUUGGAUUACUCGGCCAAAACCAACGACGGCGAAAGGUUCCACAGUGCGGAGCAGAAUGCUGCGUUGGUCGUGGAUGCAGAGGAGUACUAUCGCAAGAUGUACUACAGCGAUGUGGUCAGCUGGAAUCUGAGGGAUAUGCAUAUGUUCGACUCGUUGAAGCGCUUGCUUGAGUUCCGGAAAUCCAAGGCCGUAGUAUGGGCUCACAAUAGCCAUCUCGGAGACGCGCGAUUUACCGACAUGGGUACGCAGCGGGAAGAACUCAAUCUUGGCCAACUCUGCCGCGAAAAUCUGUCCGACGUGGUCCUCGUGGGCUGUGGGACACAUGACGGCACAGUAGCUGCCGCACACGAGUGGGAUGGUGAUAUGCAAGUUAUGAAGGUCAACCCGUCGCGGGACGACAGCUGGGAGUAUGUGGCCCACAGCACCAACAUACCGAGAUUUCUGCUUGAUAUGCGCAAAGAACACUGCGACGAAGAUACUCGCAGAGCCCUCUCUGCUAAUCGGCUUGAACGAUUCAUCGGUGUGAUCUACCGACCAAAGACUGAGUUAUGGAGCCAUUACAGCGGGUCCAGGUUGUCCAAGCAGUUUGACGCAUACGUUUUUUUCGAUAGGACGCAGGCGGUCGGGGCCUUGGAAACAACACAGCCUGAGACACCCUUGUUGGAGGCGGAAACUUAUCCGUUUGGUUUGUGA